Messenger RNA from Cercopithifilaria johnstoni, 241 nucleotides. Lineage: Eukaryota; Metazoa; Nematoda; Chromadorea; Rhabditida; Onchocercidae. The record is from the annotation of a GenBank genome assembly.
AGUUUUUGGUGCUGUUUUUUUACUACGUUUAAAUUCGAAAAAAUGUUACAAACGUUGGGAUACUGAAAUGAGGAAAACAUAUGGAAAAUUUGCAAAAUUUGCCGAUGCAACAACAGUAGCAGCUACAGGUAUUUCACAAGCAACUACUGUCGAUGGUAUGUCUCAAACGACUGGUGGUGAUACGACAGGUGCAACUAAUACAGGUGAUAAAAAUGAAUUUUAUUAUGAAAAUAACAACUAG